CACAAGUGUCCCCUGAUACGCCAUCGUUUAGUGGGUUAUCUGAAGAUAGAUAGAAAAGGAGGUUUAUCCUGUCAUUUGCUUAAACCCUAAACCCUUUUAGAUUGGGUAUUCAUCUCUUAUCCGCCGUUUACUUUCCGAUGAUUCUCUCACGCUCUGUCUCUGUUCUUCAUUCCUGUAGAAUUUCCUCGGCGCCGAAACUCAUAUCCCACAAGCUUAAGGUAUCCUUCCCUCUCGCUUAUGGUUCUUCCGCGUUGAUCUCUCUCAAUCGAUCUGAAGUGAAAUGGGUUCGUGUGUUCGCGUCUGCUACUGAGACUGAGACUGAAGUAGAGAGAAAAGGAAACGACACGUUUUUCGCGGACCAAGCCGUUUCUUGGAAGUCUCUUGGGUUGUCGGAUAAGGUCUCAGUGGCUCUUCGAGAUUCUGGGUUCGGAAGACCCUCUCUUACUCAGGCGGUUUGCAUUCCAUCGAUAUUGUCCGGGAAAGAUGUGGUUGUUGCAGCAGAAACAGGCAGUGGCAAAACACAUGGAUAUCUUGCUCCAAUUAUCCACCAGUUAACCAACACCAACACCCCUCUUGAUUCCGAGGGAGAAGAAAGGCGGGUGCCACUUAAGACCAUUUCUCUUGUUCUCUGCCCUAACGUCAUGCUAUGUGAACAAGUUGUUCGGAUGGUUAAUGGUCUUCUUGGAGAGGACGGUCAUCCUCUUCUCAGAGUUGAAGCUGUUUGUGGCUCACAGGGUUGGCCUGAUAAACAGCCUGAUAUUAUUGUUUCGACCCCUGCUGCUCUUUUGAAUAACAUUGAGCCUAAAAGAAACAGGCGUGUGGAGUUUCUUCGAUCUGUCAAAUAUGUGGUGUUUGAUGAAGCUGAUAUGCUUCUCUGCGGAAGCUUCCAGAAUCAGAUUAUCCGUCUCAUAAACAUGCUGCGUUUUGAUGAGAAACAAGUGUCUCGUUUGGCUACUUCCAAAUUUGGAAAACCAUUGGAGAUUGAUGCAGAAUCUUCAGCACAAUUUGAUUUAGAGAAUGAGGAUGAUGCAGAUUUUGAAGAAGACGGGUCUAUCUCUGAUGAAGAGGAGGAAGAGUAUCUUGAAGAUACCACCCAAAUCCCUACCGUUGAAAAUGGAGCUGGUGCUGAUAUUAGAAAGGGUUGGAGAAGAGUGAGAAAGAUCUAUACCCGUAGCAAGCAGUAUAUUUUCAUUGCAGCCACACUUCCGGUUAACGGGAAGAAAACUGCAGGAGGACUUUUGAAACAUAUGUUCCAAGAUGCUGUCUGGGUUAGCGGAAACUUUCUUCACCGAAACAGUCCUAGACUAAAGCAGAAAUGGGUUGAAGUCACAGUCGACACACAAGUUGAUGCUCUCAUAGAGGCUGUAAACAACAGUAGCACAGACAGGACGAUGGUGUUUGCAAAUACAGUUGAGGCGGUUGAAGCAGUAGCCGACAUAUUGGAGAAAGCUAGUAUCCAGUGCUAUCGUUAUCAUAAGAACCAUACACUUGAAGAGCGUGCUAAUAUAUUAGCUGAUUUCAGAGAAAACGGUGGUGUCUUUGUCUGUACUGACGCAGCUGCACGUGGAGUUGAUGUUCCUAACGUCUCGCACGUUAUUCAGGCGGAUUUUUCUAGUUCUGCGGUGGAUUUUCUUCACAGGAUAGGUCGAACAGCUAGAGCUGGGCAAUACGGAACGGUGACGAGUCUAUACACUGAGGCUAACCGUGAUUUAGUGGAAGCAAUCCGUGAAGCAGUGAAGACGGGUCAGCCAGUGGAAACUGCAUUUAGCAGGAAAAGAGGUUUCAGGAACAAGCUAAAGAAGAGAGCUUUCUUGAAAGCCGGAGAAGCAAAGGAGUCUCAAGCUGUGCGAGCUUAAGUAGUAUUAUGUUGUUGUGUUUUUCUUUGUUGUAUAUAAAACUACCGCAAAAUCAGUUUAGAACUUCUGUCACUUUGUUGUUUCAAUAAAAAGAGAGAAUAUGAUCCUUUUUUUUUAAGUUUCA
Brassica rapa (field mustard) is the source of this 1980-nucleotide messenger RNA. RefSeq names its product DEAD-box ATP-dependent RNA helicase 22. Gene Ontology annotation, molecular function: ATP binding; nucleic acid binding; RNA helicase activity. The record is from RefSeq and is a predicted model, not a curated record. NCBI's taxonomy places the organism in Eukaryota, Viridiplantae, Streptophyta, Magnoliopsida, Brassicales, Brassicaceae.